Molecule: messenger RNA, 788 nt
Organism: Thamnophis sirtalis
Lineage: Eukaryota; Metazoa; Chordata; Lepidosauria; Squamata; Natricidae
Gene: PPP1R14C
Product: protein phosphatase 1 regulatory inhibitor subunit 14C
Biological process (GO): regulation of phosphorylation
Cellular component (GO): cytoplasm
Molecular function (GO): protein serine/threonine phosphatase inhibitor activity
Source: RefSeq, a predicted model, not a curated record
UGGAACAUGUCGGUGGUUACCGGAGGUAGCGAACCGGGCCCCGCCGCAGCCGCCACCGGGGGAGGCGCCGGCGGAGGGACCCGGGUUUUCUUUCAGAGCCCGCGCGGAAGCGCCUCCCGGGAAGAUUCGGUGGGCCCCGCCGUGGUCCAAGUCCAGCAGCAGCGGCGCCACCAGCAGGGCAAAGUGACGGUCAAGUACGAUCGGAAAGAGCUGCGUAAAAGGCUAGUGCUGGAAGAGUGGAUCGUGGAGCAGCUCGGGCAGCUCUACGGCUGCGAGGAAGAAGAGAUGCCAGAUGUAGAAAUUGAUAUUGACGAUCUUCUGGAUGCUGCUAAUGAAGAGGAGAGAGCCCUCAAAUUACAAGAAGCGCUUGUAGAUUGCUACAAACCUACAGAGGAUUUUAUCAAAGAACUUCUAACUCGGAUAAGAGGGAUGAGGAAGUUGAGCCCUCCUCAAAAGAAGAGUAUAUAAGUGAACAUGGAGCCCUCUUGAGAGAAGUGAUCAAUAAACUGGAACUAUUAAAUAGGACACCUGCUAGUUUGGUCGUUAUGAGCAAUUUUCUCUUUUUUGGUUGAAUUCUGACAAUUUAAAGAAUUCAACCCCUUCUGUUUAUGGCAAUUUUUUUCAAGUGUGGUUUUAUUUUAUCACAGAUAGCAACAUUACGGAUGCUGCUUUGACUACCUGCGGAUGAUCAAGAUGGAUGGGAAUACAUCAAUUUUAGAAGGACUUUCCUGGGCAGUAAUUUUGCCUGAUGUAUAACUUCUAGGGAAACUACUGUUCCUUUACAACCA